Messenger RNA from Phlebotomus papatasi, 7897 nucleotides. Its product is annotated as NACHT and WD repeat domain-containing protein 2. The transcript is spliced from 6 exons. The coding region runs from base 187 to 5301 and encodes 1704 amino acids. Gene Ontology annotation, molecular function: protein binding. The record is from RefSeq and is a predicted model, not a curated record. Lineage: Eukaryota; Metazoa; Arthropoda; Insecta; Diptera; Psychodidae.
GAUAUUAAAUAGAGGCGGCAGCAACCAAUUCACCUCAGUCAAUGUUGAGAAAUUCAGCGAAAUUGUCCUAAAAAAAAACAAAUAUUUUCAAAUUGAAAUAAAAGUCGCCAAAGAAAGAAAUAUCCUUGAAAAAGAGUGAUCUCUUAAGUGAUCCUGUGAUAAGAAGUUAUCUAAACUCUUGCAAAAAUGGAUGACAGAACCAUUGAUCACAUUUUUGCCGGUUCCUUGGAACAUCUGCCGCCAGUUAGUUCAAAAAUUGUGCGCAUUUUCACAAGUUCGACCUUCACGGACACCACCAUGGAGAGGAAUACUUUAAUGGCAAAAUGCUAUCCUCGCAUUAAGGACUACUGCAGAGAGAAGCACGGAUUGGAGUUUCAGGUCGUGGACAUGAGAUGGGGCGUUCGUGAUGAAGCUACAGAUGAUCACAUGACAACAGAACUCUGUAUGAGAGAAAUCCAGAAUUGCCAGAGAUUGUCCAUGGGUCCCAAUUUUGUGGUGUUCUUGGGACAAAAAUAUGGAUACCGUCCAAUUCCCACAUUAAUCCUUUCGUCUGAACUUCUUCUGAUUCGGGAGGAAUUGGCAUCCAUGGGAAUUGAUGUCAUUCUCUUGGAUACAUGGUACAAAAAAGACAGCAAUGCUGUUCCUCCAAUCUCUGUCCUCCAGCCAAUUUCAUCGAUUCUCAUCAAUUUCAACAAUAAGAGAGUGCCCAAGUUGCAGGCUGAGGAUCAAGCCAUUUGGUGGGAUACUCUGACAAAGAUGCAGAAACUCUUCCGUAAGGCUACAGCAUCUCUCCAUGCGGCUGGGAAAUUGGACAAGGAUCAGAUGCAUAACUACUUCAUGUCGGUCACUGAGCGAGAGGUUAUCAAUGGGAUUCUCAAUGUGAAGAACACAAAGAAUCACUGUUUGGCCUAUGUGCGCUACAUCAAUAAUAUAAAUCUGCAAAAUUUGAAGAAGGCAGGACUUUUUGUGGACAUCAUCAAUCGCAGUCUCGACACUGAGGCUUGCAAGUUGCUGGCAAAUUUGCGAGAUGAGAGACUACCUAAUAAAAUUGAGACUACCAACAUUCAGAAGUACACGGUGGAAUGGAUUGGACGAGAAGGUCUGGAUCCGGAAACCCAUGAGGAAUAUUUAAAUCACUUCAUCUCCCACUUCUACAAGAACAUUAUCAAAUUGGUGGAUCGGGCCAUGCGCAAGGAGGACUCAAGUGCUCAAGGGCAGAUCGUGACGGAAAUCCUGCAGCACCUGCAUGCGUGCAAUAACGCCGACAAGGUGUUCUAUGGGCGUGAGGAUGAGUUGGCCCACAUCAAGGCGUACAUGCUGGGUGAUUCGGAAAAGCCCUUGGUGCUGUAUGGAGAGGGUGGCUGUGGAAAGACCUCGUUGCUGGCCAAGAGCGCUUCGCUCUUUAUGAAAGAGUGGUUCAAGGAUGCCAAGCCAAUUAGUAUUAUUCGCUUUUUAGGCACAACACCAGACUCUAGUGCUCUCACGCCCACACUCAUCUCCAUUUGCCAGCAGAUAUCCUACAACUACAUGCUUCCCUUUGAGAGUAUCCCUGAUGAUUUGGUGCCACUCACGGCACAUUUCAAGCAACUUUUGACCUAUGCCAGUCCUUCUCAACCCCUAACGCUCUUCUUGGACUCCGUUGAUCAGCUCACAGGUGCUCAGGAUGCAAAUAAAGUCUCCUGGCUUCCCACACGAAUUCCUCCCAAUUGCAAGAUUAUCGUAUCAUGCGCCAAUGAGGAGUCCAAUCCAACAGUAUCUCGGGAGUACCAUUUGCUACGACGAAUGAUCGAUGUGGAGGACAAUUUUGUGGAAGUUCGUGCUCUCGGUGAGGAAUUGGCUAUGAAUGUCAUCCGGAUGUGGAUGAAAACAGCCUGCCGAGAUCUCAAUAAUUACCAGUGGCGUCUUGUGGCAAAUGCCAUUGCCAAGUGUUCCCUCCCCAUCUUCGUUAAGCUAGUCUUUGCAGAGAUCUGUCGCUGGCGCAGCUACACUCGCCCCCAAGACACACAUUUAGCGUCCACAGUCAUGGACAGCAUCAUGAUGCUCUUUGAGCGAAUCGAAAAGCAACAUGGACGUAUUCUUGUCUUCCAUGCUCUGGCCUAUAUUACAGCCUCUAAAUCUGGGUUGUCUGAGAGUGAAGUAGAAGAUCUCAUUUCCCUGGAUGAUCGUGUGCUGGAUGAUGUCUUCCAGUAUCAUUUGCCACCUGUGAGGAGGAUUCCUCCACUCCUCUGGACAAGAAUCCGCAAUGAUUUACCCAACUAUCUCAGCGAGAGAGAAGCUGAUGGGGUCAGUGUAAUGAACUGGUACCAUCGUCAAUUCCGGGACACAGCUCGUGAGAGGUACUUCAAGAACAUGAAUAUGGCAAUGUACUUUCACUCUUCAAUUGCUGACUACUAUUUGGGUAUCUGGGGCGGUGGAAAUCCCAAGCCCUUUAAAUUCACCGAAAUUCAGCGGCAUCGAUUUGGUCUUACGGAGAAGGAAGGUUCUGCCGACCGGAAGGUCCCAGUCCAGCCGCUUGUCUUCUACAACAAAGACGGAAAAGUAUCACGAUACAAUCUUCGUAAAUUUGGUGAAUUGCCCUUCCAUCUGGUGCGAUCACGACGCUUUACGGACCUCUAUGAAAAUGUCCUUUUCAAUUAUGACUGGCUUCAUGCUAAGUUAUCUUCGUGUCCUCUUCAAGCAGUUUUGGCUGAUUUUGAGGAUGCUUCAACAAAUAUCGAUGACAAGGAUGCCCGGCGUGAAUUAAUGCUGGUGGCUGAUGCUCUUCGACUCGGUGGAGCUAUUCUUGCUGUGUAUCCCAAUAUGCUGGCUCCUCAGCUUACAGGGCGACUUCUACCAGAAAUUGGUGGGAAUCCCAACAUCAAGAUGCUGUUGCAGGCAUGUGACAAAAGUGGUCCUAAGGAUUGUUCAUUAAUUCCCCUCAAUCACUGUUUGCACACCCCUGGAGGUCCAUUGAAGUAUUCCCUGGAAGGGCAUCAAUUUGCAGUAUUUGCCUUUGUCCUUACCAGCGAUUAUCGCUACAUGGUCUCCAUAUCUACACGCUUCAUCACCUGGGAUCUCUCCACAUCUGAUCUCACCAGGGAUGUCAAUCCUGGAAUUGAGGGCAUUAUGCAGCAAUUGGUUCUGUCUCCGGACAACAAAUGGGCAGGUGCCUAUACUAACAAUAAUCAAACAGUCCUCCUCAAUAUGCUAUCCAGUGAAUUUGUUAUCAUCGAUAAUCCCUUUGAGGCUACGGAACAAGUCACUGGAGUCUUUUUGUUGAAUCAGAAUCUCUUCAUCCACACGAAGCUCAAAUGGGCCCGCUUUGACAUGCGUGGUAAUUUGCAGGAGAAGUUUGAUGCUCCGAAUGUCACGGAGGAAUGGGAAAUUCUUCUGAUGGAGUUCUACUCAACGACUGAGUAUCACGUGGUGUACUGGACAGGGCAGAUUAGCAAUGAGAAGCUGCGAUUUGACACUUUUCGUGAGGGUCAAACAAUUCCCGCCAUAAACUUCCACAGUGCAAUGGCCAUGAAUCGUCCACGCACCGUUCUGUUUUGUUGCAGUCACGACAAUGACUAUCAGGUUACGGAAUAUCAUCUGGACACUGACCAGUGGCGAGAAGUGAAAGCUCUACCACGCUAUGAGAACGAUGAGAAGGAAAUGCUGCUGCAGUUGAAACUUGAUCAGCACGAUCGUAUGCUUUUGGGUACUGCAGGAAAAGGGUUUGUCAUUUGGGAUCUCGAUCAGGACAAUCCCAUCUCUACAGAUGUUCUCUACCUGGCUCUUCCACAUGGAGUACGCAACAUCACCACAAGAAUGAUGCAGUCAAAUUCCGUGAUGGUCAGCAGUCAGCUAAACUACGCUGUUGCUGGAGUUCGGAAGAAUUUGUAUGUGUGGUGCCUGCAAUCUAAGCAGCUCAUGAAGAUCCUCGAUGCUCAUUUUGGACGCAUUAUUCAACUGGAAGCCCUCACCAUCGGUAACUGGAACAGCGUGAUCACGUCCAGCAUCGAUCGUAGCGUCAAAGUAUGGAACAUCAACAAUAUCUUUGAGCAAGUUCACGUGAUUGAUCGCCAUGAACUCCAGAUUGACAGCAUCAGUCUAUCCCAGGAAACCGACUUUGCCGUAACAGUUACUCGUGGCUGUGUAGGAGUAUGGGAAAUUCGUCAAGGAAGGCUUUUGUCGAAACUGGCUGACUCUCCAUUGGGAGCGAUUGUGACUCAUGCAGAAAUCACUCCCGAUGGUCGAUAUAUCCUGUCCUCGGAGACUGGGAAGAUCCUAAUUUGGAAUCGCGUCUCCGAACAGGUUCUCUUCCGUGACGAUCAGCCAGGUAUUCAACAAAUCACCUUCCUGGAGGGUGGUGAAAAAUUCCUCACAGUUUCCUGCCCAAACAUCAACAGCACUGAGGAUCAGAAUAAACUCACAGCCAUUGCUACAGUAAGAACCAUUCCUGAUGGGCAGAUUCAGUUCACAUUUGACUUUCCCGUGCGCAUGGUGCCCGGAAUACCCUUCAGAUGUGCCGUGAUUACAGCAGAUGGUGCUCAUAUUGUGGUCAGCACAACUGACAAGGGUAAUAAGGAUUGCAUUGGAGUGUACAGUGCCACAAAUGGCUCUCAUAUUCAGAAGAUCACUCUCAAAGGGUGCAACAUCAAGGAGAUUAUUUCUCUCGUGCCCUUACCACACAAACCCAACCAAGUGGCUGUGAUCUCCACAGAGAAAGGCAGUGUGAUCGACAUCAAGUCGAAGCGUCAUGUACGAUCAGUACCAAAGUGGCAGGGCAGCUGCACCAAGGAUGGAAAGUUUGGGCUGUAUGCUCCAUCUCGUGGUGGACUGGAACUUUUGGAGCUGCGCAAAGGAACAACAGUUAAAACCUUCAUCCCCAAGGUGGCUGAAGGUGUCUUCACAGUCAUCUGUAUGUUCACAGACACCGAUGAAUACGUCCUGUACUAUCACAGCGGGAAGAAGACUCUGCGUGUCUUUCGAGCAUCAGAUACCGAGAUGAUCGCUAAUUAUCGUCUUCAGGCUGAAUUAACAGCCAUCCGAAGUACAAAGGAUGGCCGUGGAGUUGUCCUGGGUACAGUUGACGGAUGUUUGUCUGUCCUCGCGAUCGCAGAUCCUACUCUUCCGGAGAUGCUUGAGUAUCUCCAGAAUCUUCCAUCUCGCGAUGAGCAGUGGAAGAAGAAACUUGCUCGUAUCAAGGCGCGUACGAGAUUCAAAGCAGCCAUCCGAAUUGCCCGAAUCUCCACGCGAUUCGCCAAACAUACAACUGGUGAUCGCGAGAGUAUUCUCGGGGAUAUUGAUACUAUAUCUGAAUUCAAUGAUGAUUAAGCCCAUUCCCUCAAAUUAAAUCUGCUCCAGGCAUCAAAAUGCAUUUGGAUGGCAUCUGUAGUAAAUAGAUGUGAUAGAAGAACUCUCGUUUCAUCGGCGCUCUAUGAAUCAAAAAGACAAUAAUGGCACAGUUGCACAGUGUAAGAAAAAGAACACUCUUUUUGUGUGGUGGAAAAUGACCGAUAUUACCGGAAUCCUUGUUGUCUCCUCUAGGAUUAGCUGACCGGCAUCGAUCAUUCUCUACGAUUGACUGACCAGGGAUCGAUCCAGUUUCUAGGAUUGUCUAACCGACAUCGAUCAGUCUCCAGAAUCAGCUGACCAGUGGCCGAUCAGUCUUAAUGAUCAACUACUUCAACGUCGAUUAGUCUUCAUAAUCGGCUGACUAAAGGCCAAUCAGUCCCCAUAGUCGGCUCACUAGGUCGCAAUCAGACCCCAUAAUCGGCUGACCAGCGGCCGAUCAGUUUCCAGAACCGUCUAACCGACGUCGAUUAGUCUCGAUAAUCGGCUGACCAGCGGCUGAUUAGUCGCCAUAAUCAUCCAACCAGUGGCCGAUCAGUUUCCAAGAUCGUCUAACCGACAUAGACCAGUUUCUAAGAUCAGCUAAGCCAUCAGUCUCCAUGAUCAACUAGCCGACGUCGACCAAUCCCUAUAAUUGACUGACCAGGAGCCAAUCAGUCUUCAUGAUCAACUGUGCAAAUUUGACUGACCAGAAACCGAUCAGUUUCCAGGAUUGUCUAAUCGACGUAGAUUAGUCUACAUAAUCGGCUAAUCAGGGACCGAUCAGUCCAUAUAAUCGGCUGACCAAAGACCGAUCAAUCUCCAGGAUCGUCUAAUCGACAUCGAUUAAUCUUUAGAAUCAGCUGACCAGGGGCUGAUUAGUCUCCAUGAUCAACUAACCGACGUCGAUUGGUCUUCAUAAUCGGCUGACCAGGGGCCGAUCAGUCUUCAUGAUCAACUGACCAAGCUUUACUGGCCAGGGAGCGAUUAGUCUCCAGGAUGGUGUAAUCGGCGUCGACUAGUCUCUAGAACCCAUCUAGAACCAGUCUCCAUAAUCGACUGACCAGACGCCGAUCAGUCACCAUAGUCAGUUGACCUGAGCCCGAUCUGUCUCCCUGUUAACUGACCAGGGACCGAUCAGCCUCGAGGAUCGUCUAAUCGACAUCGAUAUCUCUAGCAUAAGCUGGCCAGACCAAGGGCGGAUUAAGUCUACAUGAUCAACUAACCGACGCCGAUUGGUCUCCAUAUUCAACUGACCAGGGCCCGGUCUUCAUGAUCAACUGACCAAGUUUGACUAACCAGGGCCCGAUCAGUCUUCAUGAUCAACUGACCAAUGCCCGAUCAAUCUUCAAGACAAAUAACCGACGCGGCGUCGACCAGUCUUCAUAAUCGACUGAAAAGAGCCCGAUUAGCCACUUUAGCUGACCAACGGCCGAUCAGUUUCCAUGAUCGACUUAUUGGCGUCGAUCAUUCUCCAAGAUCGGCUAAGCUGCACCGAUCAUUCUCUAAGAUCGGCUAAGCUGCACCGAUCAAUCUCCAGAAUAGGCUGAUUGGUGUCGAUCAAUCUCGAGGAUCUGACCGGCACCAAACAAUCUUCAUGAUUGGCCGACUGGCAGCCAAACUGUAUCCCAUGAGAAAAAGACGCUUGGAAGACUUUUAUGAAACAAAGUGAUUUCUCAUUUUCCAAGCAAUUUUCCGGAUUUUCUUUUCAAAAUCCUUAAAUAUUCCUUAAAUCACGGAAAGGGAUACAUAUGACGCCAUGUCUCUUUCACAGGUAUAUUAACCUUGAAAAAAUGGUUAGUGUGGGUUAAUGAAGGUCAUAGGGUUGAAAAGGCAGAUACGCUGUAAGAUUAGACGUACUAAUCUCUUGGAGAGACUUAUGUCUUUUGAUUCUUAAAGCGCUGUAGAAAUUUAAUAAAGCUCAAAUAAUUAAACAAAAAUCAAUAAAAAAACAUAUUUUAAGAAAAGAAAGAGUCACUUCUACUAAUAAAAUUUUAUUAUUACAUCUUCCUGAUAUUAAUCUUCUUAAUUCAUCAUUAUUGUUAGUUUCAAAAAAAUUACUAUCUGGUUCUAAAUCAUUAUUCUUUUUUUCCACUACUCAUGUUUUUCAAUAGAAUAUAAUUAUACUUAAAUCUGAUAUUAAAGUCAGUUUAGUAUAUUUUUAUUGUUUUUUUUCUUUCUUUGCAAUAUAUAGAUCAAAAAUUGGGAAGGACAGGGUUUCUUUUGUAACAAUAAAUUGAUAUUAUACUAAAAAGAAAUAUGAUAAAAAUGAAAUGGAAUUAACAUUAAGUUUAGGAAUUCUGAGGGUAUGCAAAAUUGCUUAAUUUAGGAUUUGUUCUUCCUUUCUUUAAAAGUGUGUGUGUGUUGUUUAUAAAUAUUCUCAUCAACAUUUACUACACCAAGCUUCCAUUUUCUCACAAUAUCUCAACACAAAUUGGACAAAAAUAUGUAGACCAUUCAACAAUACAACUAAUGUUUUCAAUAAAUUAUAUUAAAGUGUAACAAGAAAAGAAAAAAAAGGGUUAAGGCAGGUGAAGAUGGUGAUAAACAGACAGAAUAAAUGCAAUUUAGAGAUUUUAGUUUUUAGAAAAUAAUAAUA